This is a messenger RNA of Chara braunii, 2260 nucleotides long. NCBI's taxonomy places the organism in Eukaryota, Viridiplantae, Streptophyta, Charophyceae, Charales, Characeae. The record is from the annotation of a GenBank genome assembly.
GGUUGAUUUUCGCGUGAGUGACGAUCGAACUUGGCCGCUCAGAGGAGGGCGCGGCGAAAAGGAAGGCCGGUCCGAGAAAAGAGGAAAGCGGAAAUCAGGGAGGAGGAGGAGGACGGAGAGGAAGAGAGGAGGAGCAGGGAGGAGGAGGGAGACGGAGAAGGGAGGGAGGAGGAGGGAGAAGGAGAAGAAGGAGAAGGGAGAAGGCGGAGGGAGGACGAGGUCCUCGAUUGCGUCGUUGAACGCAAAGGAAAACGAACGGGAGGGAGGAGGAGGAGGAGGAGGAGGAGGAGGAGGCGGCGGCGGAGGAGUAGGAGGGAGAAGGAGGAGGAGGAGCAGGAGGGAGGAGGAGGACCCGGGAUAUUACUUCGCUUGUAAGGUUAGUGCCAAAAGGUCACCAUGUCGAAGUCGUGCAAAGGGAUCGCGGUGGAGCUUGUCCGGUGUCUGAGCGAAAGCGACUGCAUCAAGGUCGAGAAGAAAUCGUACCGGGAGUGUGCGGGCGAGACCACGUCUAUCCCUGAGAGGUGUAUAGGCCUCAGAGACAUGUACUACAAAUGCAAGAGGGGUCAGGUCGACAUGCGAACCCGCAUACGAGGAAACAAGGGGUAUUAAAAAACAAAAAAGAGGAGGGGUACUGGCGAUGGGGGAGGGGUAUGGCUCCGAGAGAAAGAUGGGUGGAGGGGAGGAUGGGAACUGGCUUUGUUGUUGAAGUUGCUUUUUCACCUUCUGUGCCAUAUCUGCUGCUGCAGCAACCCAUUGGCAAAAUGGCGGCAAGCGCGUCAAAAGAGUGUUGGAGUUGUGAGAGCGAUGGGGGGAGGGAGGUGGUGUUUGGCAGAGAGGGGGGKGGGGGGGKGGGGGAGGGAGAGAGGGGUGAGAGGUAGGGGAGAGUGAGGUGAGCGGGAGGUGAGAGUGAGGGAUAGUGCAAUCAGUCUUUUGAAACAAGUGGGAACGCAUGCCCAUCUCACAUCAGCAUGGUGGGAUGAGAUGCGGCGGUGGAGCCUGCACGGGCGGAGGGGGGAGAAACCGAUAAAUAGUCUAGUGCAAGAAAAAUUAGUACCCACACCGUCGUUACGAUUUGAAUUUUCUCGGCGUGUUUUUUUCCCACAGUAAACUGAGUAAAGAGUUUUGUUCUGUUAAUUUCUCCGGUUUUCUUGCGGGAACAUCAGCGGUUGUUGUUUAGCCGUGGAUUAGAGCCAUGGAUCAGUGGCCAUGGAUGAGAGAGAAGAGGGGGUUGUGAGAGGAAGAGAGGGAUUUCGGAAGGGGGCAGCGGAGGGGGAAGGGAGAGCAGGGGAGGUAGAGGGGGGAGGUUAUGUCGUGGGGGAUUUCCCCUUCUUUUUCCUUUUUGACAGAACGGCUUUGUGAAGCCUGGGUGAACCGGCAUUUGCCGCGCCAUCGGUUAUUACUCACCGCCCAUGUGUAUAAUCUGCUCCAUGUAUCUUUUGCAUGGCGCUUGUUUUCUCUUGCAACUACGAGGAAUGCCUAGGGCGUUCUACUAAUUUUUUUUCGUUUGUACCCUCUGUGCGUUUGGUGAUGUUUGCGACGAAGACCACGGAUGGCUCUUGUGUGCUAUGGAUGCUUAGGUUGUACUGUGCGCUCACAAUUGAUCGAAUAAUAUCGCAACAAUUUCGGGAUUUAGCGAGGGCUGUUGAGUAAUUACUAAUUGGGAGAUUGCGAUUAUGCUGAUUAGGCGGGUUUUCGUAAUUGUGUGGGGGACUGAAGGGGGUUGUAAUUAGGGUUGCCGCCACAGUUGGCCUGUAAUUUCGGAGUUCGGCGAGGGUAAUGGAGUAAAAGCAGCGGUGAAGUCCUUGGCGGCAGGCAGAUAUCAUUGGUUUCUUCAACCAAUCACAAGUUUGAAAGUUGAUUCUGAGAGUGGAAAGCUGUGGAAAUCAUUCAGGGGUCAUAAGAUUGGCACCGGGGUGGCGGGGACGCACAGCUGAGGGCGGUACUCGGACCACUCCCAUCACUCACACCACUCUCAUCACUCGCACCACUCACACCACUCACACCAGGGUUUUCCUGGAUGUAUCCGACGGCAACUACAGAUGGAUCAGGAGGAUGUAUCUGUCCAUAGUUACUUCCAAGGUUCAUUGAAGAAAGUCGUACUGCGAGUAUGUGCUGACUAUGUGCUGAGCUUUGCAAGUACUGUGAUAAUGUUCUGAGGAGCUGGGAGCUGACCGUGUGCGGGUUGUGUAAAUACAAUGCGAAUUGCGACCGGAAUACUCUGGCAAUUCUUCUAGCGAAACAGUAAAAAACUCCAGGUUGU